Penicillium odoratum is the source of this 1350-nucleotide messenger RNA. Its product is annotated as Dor1-like family protein. Gene Ontology annotation, biological process: cytoplasm to vacuole targeting by the Cvt pathway; intra-Golgi vesicle-mediated transport. The transcript has a single exon. The coding region runs from base 1 to 1350 and encodes 449 amino acids. Gene Ontology annotation, cellular component: COG complex. Lineage: Eukaryota; Fungi; Ascomycota; Eurotiomycetes; Eurotiales; Aspergillaceae. The record is from RefSeq and is a predicted model, not a curated record.
AUGGCGGACUCAUUACUGGAGCUAUUGGCUCCACAUCUUGAUAUACCACAAUCUAGUGAUGCUACAACCUCUCAAUAUCUUAAUCGACUGUCCACCCUGUCCUUGCAAAACCUCCAGACCACCGAACCUCAAUCUCUCGCCCAAUCCUCCCACUCCACGCUUCUCUCCCUUCAAGCAUUGUCCAACCGCUCUCACCGGACUUUUAUUACGUCCGCAGAUAAUCUAUCUACCCUCCGAUCCUCUAUCCCUAAGUUGACACGUGAGGCACAACAACUCCGUGAUGCGCUCCCGAAGCUGGAUGAAGCGGCCGUGGACUUCUCCACAAAGUACAGCAAGAUCACCGACAAUGCUGCUCUAGAACGGCGCAAAAAAGCAAUGCAAUUGAUGCGCAAUGUGGAACGAUUGUCUGAUAUUCUUGAAUUGCCCUCACUCCUCUCUACUGCCGUGUCUGCGGCAUCGGCCAAUUCAGGAGCGGGCGUAGCAUCCACCACGUACUCUUCCGCACUUGACCUGCAUGCACACAUCAAGCGACUACAAACGUUAUACCCCGAAUCACCCUUAAUACAAGAUGUAGCAUCUCAGGCCGAAGAUGCGAUGAAAGAAAUGACCACCAAUCUCAUUGCGGGGCUUCGAGCCCAGAACCUACGACUCGCAGCAGGCAUGCGAACCGUAGGCUGGCUGCGGCGAGUAGCGCCAGACUUGGAGACUUUACAGAGUGAAGGUGUCACAGGGACAGGAGAAGGAGCGCUGGGCGCCAUCUUCCUGAUCUGUCGGCUGGCUCACUUGGUCGCAACUCUGGAGGCACUGGACCCGCUGAAAGAACUUGCCGACCAAGAAACCCAACGGAGGACAAGUGGUAAAAUAACGGCUGGCUCGUGGUCAGGUGGUCAGCAGACCGAUCGCUACCUGAAAAGAUACAUUGAGAUCUUCCGCGAACAGAGCUUUGCCAUUGUCUCGUUAUACAAGAAUAUAUUCGCUGCAGAGCAAUCGGAGUCUGACACUGCUGCAUCAGGCCGACGAGGAUCUGGUUCCAAUCACAAAUCGUCGGAUCCAUUGCAAAAUCGCCCGUCGGCUCUGGCGACAUUUCCUAUGCACCUAGUGCAGCUCUUGACCGAUACUAUGAGAACAUACCUUCCCAAUGUCCGGGAUCGCAGCUCACGUGAGAGUCUUCUGACACAAUUAUUGUACUGCGCGGCUAGUUUAGGUCGCUUAGGGGGUGAUUUUAGCAUGAUUCUAACAGAGCUAAGCGGGGAAGAAGAGAUGGAGUCUGAGUGGGAGGAAGUGAUGCGCAAACACCGAGCAUUGGCAGGACGAUUGGAACAAUUGACCAGUCGAGUUCCAGUGCAUUGA